AUGGCCGAGAACAUAUAUGACGAGAUCGAAAUUGAGGACAUGACCUUCGAUUCAGAUCUCCAGAUCUACCACUACCCAUGUCCGUGCGGCGACCGCUUCGAAAUCGCCAUCGCCGACUUGAGGGACAAGGAAGAUAUCGCCGUCUGCCCCAGUUGCAGUCUGAUGAUUCGGGUUAUUUUUGAUGUGAACGAUUUGGCUGAGUCCGGAGACGAGGAUUUGAAGACGGAAGGGCAGGUUCAAGUCCCUGUGAAGGCUUAA
Messenger RNA from Hyaloscypha bicolor E, 258 nucleotides. Its product is annotated as CSL family zinc fnger-containing protein. The coding region runs from base 1 to 258 and encodes 85 amino acids. Gene Ontology annotation, biological process: protein histidyl modification to diphthamide. NCBI's taxonomy places the organism in Eukaryota, Fungi, Ascomycota, Leotiomycetes, Helotiales, Hyaloscyphaceae. The record is from RefSeq and is a predicted model, not a curated record. The transcript has 2 exons. Gene Ontology annotation, molecular function: metal ion binding.